Molecule: messenger RNA, 1835 nt
Organism: Artibeus jamaicensis (Jamaican fruit-eating bat)
Lineage: Eukaryota; Metazoa; Chordata; Mammalia; Chiroptera; Phyllostomidae
Gene: THY1
Product: Thy-1 cell surface antigen
Exons: 4
Coding region: 112-591 (159 amino acids)
Source: RefSeq, a predicted model, not a curated record
CUUGGUGAAAACUGCGGGCAUCCAGCGGAGUGUAGCAUCUGAGGCGACGUUUCCAAGGGGCUGCAGCAGUGGAAGACCGGAACCCAGGUUCAGAACUGAGCUCUUCGCACCAUGAACCCCGCCAUCAGCCUCAUUCUCCUCCUGACAGUCUUGCAGGUGGCCAGUGGACAAAAGGUAACCAGCCUGACAGCCUGCCUGGUGGACCAGAGCCUUCGUUUGGAUUGCCGCCAUGAGAACACUACCUCCUUGCCCAUUCAGUACGAGUUCAGCCUGACCCGUGAUUCAAAGAAGCAUGUGCUCUUUGGCACUGUGGGAGUGCCUGAGCACACAUACCGCUCCCGAACCAAUUUCACCAGCAAGUACAACAUCAAGGUCCUCUACUUAUCUGGCUUCACCACCAAGGAUGAGGGGAUGUACACAUGUGAACUCCAUGUCUCUAGCCAGACCUUCUCCAACAAGAAGGUCUCUGUGAUCAGAGACAAACUGGUCAAGUGUGGGGGCAUAAGCCUGCUGGCCCAGGACACAUCAUGGCUGCUGCUGUCCCUGCUCUCCCUGCCCUUCCUAUUCGCCAUGGAUUUCAUCUCAUUUUGACUGGCUGGGCCCAUGGAGGACACAGGAAGCCACAAGGCCUUGUCCAGAGAUCCUACUUAUCUGAGUAAACUGAUCCCAUCCCUCCAAUCCCUCACAUACCUUGGGGGGUAAAAUGAGAACCCCAUCCCUCAUAAGAAAUCUCAGUGCUGCAUGCCAUUAUUUACCUACCCGCCCACUGCCACCCCUACCCCACUGCCACCUCAUACCCUCUCCAGACACCACUAGCUUUUUGUCCACUUUGUUCCUGAACUGCUUCUGUCUGGUUUAUUUAGGGAUUUUUCCUCCUUUUCUUUGGGAGUUUGUGAAAAGGGAAGCCAUAGUUAGGGACUUGAUAAAGAAUGAGGGCAUGGGAGGGAUUGUAGGAUGGAGGGGUACCAGUCCUUGGGGGCCAUCCUUACCCACAGGGACCAGAAGCCUGAGAGAGACCUUGAUGAGAAGGGGGAUGGGAUGUGUUUGGGCCUAGCACAUCCCCCAGCAGCCCCUCACCCCCAUAUGUGAGGGUACCACAAAGCACUUGUGGUCUAUCACAUGAGAAAAGAAUUGAGAUACUUACCUGGCAGGGGAGACACCAUGAUCACAAGAAGAGAACUGAGCAUCAUUAGGGGCAUUCUCUGUCCCAGCACAAAAGCUGUCCUCUUCACUGCAGAAGUGCCCUAGGGGCCUUAGUCUUAGGGCAUGAUCCAGUGGAAAUACAGAUUCUGCCCAACAAGGAAUGCUAAUGGACAGUUGGAAAGGGAUGUAGAAUGGAGGGAGAGUCCAUCAUUCCUCCCCACCUAAGGAAGCUAAAAAUAGGAGUCUCCUGUCUUUCACUGUCUCAUCCAGUAGUUGAGAGGGUGGCAGAGGAAGACAGUCCUCUUCCUACGCUCUCCCAAGCUCCUGAGAACUUCCAGAAUGCUGACCUACAGGCAGUAUGCAGGCCAUAGGGAGCCACAGAGCCAUGCAAUUUGGCCCAAGUAUUUCUCCAGGAGGCUCUUCCCUCCACAGGUAGUGCCAACCCCAGCUAGCUGAGCCUCAGACAUCCCCUGCCUCACAAGCCUACCUUUGGUGGGAGGGGGGGUGCUGAGACAGGCCAUGGAGUGAGACCUGUAAGCAGGAAAUGCCUUGAGAAAUGGGUUUUCCCAACACCCAGCUUCCCAUCUGUCAGCUCUGCCCUGUCCUGGGACCAUGUAUAGUGCCAUCACAGCUUACAGCAUCUCCCUGAGGAAAAAGAAAACUACACAAUAAAACCAAACCUCUGGAAUCUG